AUGGAUAUCUGUUACAACGUUGCUCGAGUUGCUACGAUUGGAAGUGAUGAGAAGGAGGGUUCGGUGAUUGAUGGAAGACGAGUAGAAAAGAAGACCUCAAGCCUGGCAGUGAACGUUGCUGCCAUUGUUGGUGACGAGCUCGAGUCCGUAGUCACUGGUGAUGGGUUUAAUUUAUGUCUCACCUAUGAAGAAAAGAAGAGGUGUUGUUGUUUCGCUGCCAUUGACAGUGAUGAUGAUGUCAGAAUAUCAGAGAUGAAUGGAGAAGAACACAAGCUGGCAGUGAAUGAUAAUGGAAACGGAGAAGAGUAUGUUGUGUUUGUUGGAUGCUCUCAGGAUAUAGAAGAACUCGAGUUCAAGUCUAAACAGGGAAGAAUUGAUCUAUCAAAGCCGUUACUUUAUGAAGUUCUUGUUGAGAGGAAUGGUUUUUCAUUUUUUGUCUCAGUUGACUAUGAAAAAAUUCCCUCCUACUGUGCUUUUUGUAAAACAAUAGGUCAUGAGGAAGGUUCUUGUAAGAAGAAGCAACAAAAAGAAGUAAAUGUUAAUGAGCCGAGCAAGGAUGCUGCUAAUAAUAAGAAGACUCAUUAUGUCCCUAAGAAGACUAUUCCAACAACUACAGGUGUUACUAAUGGUGAUGCUGUAGGUUCUCCACCGAGUAUUCCCCCUGUAGCUCUUGAGUUUACUACUGGCUUUGUCGAAGUUACACAGCCAAAUAGUAAGGAGUCUCUCCCAGCCUUUGGGAAUGAUGUUGAUAAAUCUGUUACUAUGCCAUGUAAUAAUGAGACUCUUUCAAGAAUGAAUGUUUUGAAUGGUGUUGUUGUAGAUACUCCACCAGAUAAUAAUGUUGAUAACUCAGAGAUUCCUCUAUCUCACCAGCAUGAAGAUAAUGAAGAUGAUGUGGUAAGCGUUGGUACUCUUGAAGAUGAGAAAGGAUGUGAUCCCCCUUUUGAAGCAGUUCUUACCAAGUCUCAGAAAAAACGUGCUCGAGAAAAAGCCAAAAAAGCUGUUAUGGCAGAAUCACAAUCUAAAUCUUGGAAUAUGCGUCCAAGGAGUGAUGAUUUCUUGCGAAACAAGUUUGGGUGACAUGAGUUAUUACAUUGCUGGUGUUAUGCUUCCACUUCUUAUCUCACUCGCAGAGAUUUGUGGUUAGGUCUGACAGAUUGAAUAGCCAAUCUUCCUGGUCCUUGG
This is a messenger RNA of Papaver somniferum (opium poppy), 1185 nucleotides long. RefSeq lists its product as uncharacterized. The transcript has 4 exons. The record is from RefSeq and is a predicted model, not a curated record. Bases 1 to 1080 code for a protein of 359 amino acids. Lineage: Eukaryota; Viridiplantae; Streptophyta; Magnoliopsida; Ranunculales; Papaveraceae.